AUGCUGAACACAAGUAUUUCAGCUGGGGGACUUGUCAGGAGAAAUUUCAGUAUCAACAACAAUAAGCCGCAAAGAAACGACCGCCCUAGAGAAUCCAUAGGUUCCAGAAGCAACAAGCCCGCAAAGCGUGGUUCGUCAAUCUCGUCGACAAGAGACAAGCGUUUAACGAUUAACGUGAGUGGAAUUAAGUUUCAGACUUGGCAGAGCACGCUGAUGCGUUUUCCUGAUUCUUUACUGGGCAGUGCAGAAGCCAUGAAACAGUUCUACGACGAGCAAAGAAAGGAGUAUUUCCUCGAUCGCGAUCCAUAUCUCUUUAAGUUUGUUUUGAAUUAUUACCGAUUUGGCAAACUACACUUCUCCCAAGAAGACUGUCCCGCUGCGUUCGAAGAAGAAUUACAAUUUUAUGGCUUUUCAAUUUACGACGUAAACGAUUGUUGUUGGGAAUACUGUACCCACAAAGAGAAAGGCCUACUUAUUGAAGGCGACAACGAUGCCCUUGAGGGGGAGACAAUUACCUGCAACGGAAAUUUGUGCGCCGUACAUUGCGAGCCAAAACUAACUUUGCGGCAGAAAAUUUGGCGAACCAUUGGCCCUUCAAAGACUACAAAGACCGGCGUAAUAUUUCACAUAAUAUACGGGUUUUUUAUUUUCGUAAGUGUGUUAAUAGCGUCUCUCGAAACUUUACGAUGUGGUCAAAAAACGUGUGGAGAAGUUUAUCACAGUAUCUUCUUCACAAUAGAAUCAGCUUGCGUUAUUGUAUUUACCGCUGAACUUUUGAUUCGCUUCUACGUUUGUCCGAUGAAAAAGAAAUUUAUGCGGGAUGCUAUGAACAUAAUUGAUACACUAGCCAUUCUUCCUUACUACAUCACACUGAUUGUUACCAGCUUUGGAGUGGAAACAAGCUAUAUACAAAUACUCAAAGUUUUGCGCGUGAUUCGGAUUCUGAAGUUAACGAGGAAUUCGAGAAGACUUCGUUGCCUCUUGUUAACUCUUCGACGCUGCGCAGUAGAUAUUGUAUUUCUCUACUGUAUUUGUCUCUUGGCGAUUAUUUUGUUUGGAACAGCGGUUUAUUAUGUGGAUUUCAUGGGAGGAGAUCCACAGUUUUCAAGCAUUCCGGAAUCAUUUUGGUAUACCUGUGUCACCCUGAUGACAGUUGGGUAA
This is a messenger RNA of Porites evermanni, 1161 nucleotides long. The record is from the annotation of a GenBank genome assembly. Lineage: Eukaryota; Metazoa; Cnidaria; Anthozoa; Scleractinia; Poritidae.